This is a messenger RNA of Lotus japonicus, 1666 nucleotides long. RefSeq names its product protein MAINTENANCE OF MERISTEMS-like. Bases 293 to 1627 code for a protein of 444 amino acids. Gene Ontology annotation, biological process: meristem maintenance; meristem development. The transcript has 3 exons. Lineage: Eukaryota; Viridiplantae; Streptophyta; Magnoliopsida; Fabales; Fabaceae. The record is from RefSeq and is a predicted model, not a curated record.
UGAGCUAUCGCUCCUCACCCAUUAUGCUGAUCACAAGGCUCCCUGGGCGUGGCAUGCACUCCUACGCACAGACGAGCGGUAUGUGGACCGUCGACAGUUGAAGGUGGCCACAGCUGGGGGGAAGGUUUGGAACCUUGCUUGUGAUGGUGAUUCAGACAGUCACAGGCGGGUUCGAGAGUUGAUUGAGCAGACGGGUCUUCAUCAGCUACCAUAUUGCAGCUACCCGGUGACAGAUGCAGGCCUUAUUUUGGCCCUUGUGGAGCGAUGGCAUGAGGAGACUAGUAGCUUCCACAUGCCGUUCGGGGAGAUGACUAUCACCUUGGACGACGUGUCGGCUCUUCUCCAUCUCCCCAUGGGGUCGAGGUUCUAUACGCCUGGGAGGGGGGAGAGGGACGAGUGUGCAGCGCUCUGUGCUCAGUUGAUGGGAGGAUCUGUUGGUAUUUAUGAGGCUGAGUUUGAUACGAAUAGGUCCCAGACUAUUCGCUUUGGGGUCUUGCAGACCCGGUAUGAGGCUGCGUUGGCGGAGCACCGAUAUGAGGACGCUGCACGGAUUUGGCUGGUGAACCAGCUAGGCGCCACGCUCUUUGCUAGCAAGAGCGGAGGCUACCAUACGACCGUCUACUGGAUAGGGAUGUUGGAGGAUCUUGGUCGAGUGUGCGAGUACGCGUGGGGCGCGAUUGCGCUCGCUACGCUAUACGACCAGCUUAGUCGAGCGUCCAGGAGGGGGACGGCCCAGAUGGGAGGUUUUACCUCGCUCCUGCUAGGAUGGGUCUACGAGUACCUUUCUGACCGCGUCAUUAUCCGUAGGGCGGAUCCGGAGUACUCGCAGGACCAGCCUAGGGCGCGGCGGUGGGCUAUGUCCCGGGUCGGGCAUGCAGGCCUUGAUGAGAGGCGAGUCAUGCUCGAUGAGCUGACGGUGGAUGACGUUAUAUGGACCCCAUUUGAGGACCAUCGGGCUCAUCGACCACGGGAUCCGAGGGCCAUGUAUUCUGGCUACAUCCGGUCGCCAUUUGGCCGUGUUGUUCGACGGCAUCUACCAGAGAGGGUUCUGCGCCAGUUUGGCUUCAUACAGGAUGUCCCUCGACACCCCUCUGAGAUCCAGACGUCUGGGUCCCUUGCUGAGACUGCAGAUGCUGCCUUUGCUGAGUUUGCGCCGCACCUCCGCCCUCAGGGGAUCCCCGCUACAUAUCCGGGAGAGGCUGUGGAGGAUUACAUGAGGUGGUACAGCGCUGUGUCCCAUCGGUUCAUCAUCCCUGAUGAUAGGAGGGAGGAGUUCAGUGCAGUGACUGUUAUGCGUCGGGCCGUGGACUUGUUGGAGCAGUCACUCGAGGUGCCAGAUGCUCCUGCAGAGGGCACGCAUUCCCGAUCCCUCACUGAGAGGGCGCUGGAUCUUAUUAGAUCCAAUGCCUUCAUUGGUACCCAGGGGGUAGCCUUUGCUGCUGUCCGAGGAGCUAGAGCUGCAGGAGGCAGAGGUCGUGGAGACAGAGCGCGUGGAGGCAGAGGCCGUGGAGGCAGAGCCCGUGGAGAGGGUGCUCCUGCAGAGGGUGCGCGUGGAGGCAGAGGCCGUGGAGGCAGAGCCCGUGGACCUAGAGGUCGUAGAGGGGCCGGUAGGGGUCGGGGCGAGUGAUUGACUAUAUAUUUGUAUAUUUUUUUUGUAUUUUUAUAU